This is a messenger RNA of Morchella importuna, 1140 nucleotides long. RefSeq lists its product as uncharacterized. Gene Ontology annotation, biological process: protein folding. Gene Ontology annotation, cellular component: endoplasmic reticulum. The record is from RefSeq and is a predicted model, not a curated record. Gene Ontology annotation, molecular function: protein disulfide isomerase activity. NCBI's taxonomy places the organism in Eukaryota, Fungi, Ascomycota, Pezizomycetes, Pezizales, Morchellaceae. The coding region runs from base 1 to 1140 and encodes 379 amino acids. The transcript has 6 exons.
AUGAAGGGCUUCGGAUCCUUCUUUGCGGCCUUCUCGCUCCUGGCUGUUGUGCAGGCUAGCAAUGUUCUCGAUCUCACUCCUAAAAAUUUCGAUAAAGAGAUUCUGCAGAGCGGGAAGCCGGCGUUGGUGGAGUUCUUUGCACCAUGGUGCGGCCACUGCAAGACCCUCGCCCCCAUCUAUGAGCAGCUCGCCGACUCCUUCGCCAGCCAGAAGGACAAGAUCACAAUUGCCAAAGUUGAUGCAGACAACCACAAAUCCCUGGGACAGCGCUUUGGCGUGAAGGGUUUCCCAACGCUGAAAUGGUUCGAUGGAAAGAGCGACCAGCCAAUCCCGUACGAGAGCAAGCGCGACCUCGAGUCACUACAGACCUUCAUCUCAGAACAGAUGGGUGUCAAGCCGAAGAUUAAGAAGGAGGCCCCAAGUGAUGUUAAGACUGUUACGGAUACAAACUUCAGCGAGGUUGUGUUGGAUGAGUCUAAGGAUGUUUUGGUCAAGUUCUAUGCUCCAUGGUGCGGUCACUGCAAAGCUCUUGCUCCUACCUGGGAGACUCUCGCUACAAACUUCAAGGAGGACUCCAACGUUGUCAUUGCAAAGAUCAACUGCGACUCGCCCAGCGGUAAGGCCAGCGCCGAGAAAUACGGUGUCAGCAGCUACCCCACCCUCAAGUGGUUCCCCAAGGGUUCCACUGAGCCCGUCGACUACGAGUAUGGCCGCACCGAGGAGCACCUCACCGAGUUCAUCAACGACCACGCUGGUACCCACCGUGCUGUUGGCGGUGGUCUCAAGGAAACUGCCGGCCGUGUCAAGGCUCUUGAUGAGAUUGUUGCCAAGAUUGUCAAAGGCAAGGAGGCCAGCUUCGUCAAGGAGGUUGAGGCCGCUGUCAAGGGACUGGAGGACAAGUAUGCUUCAUACUAUGCCCGUGUUCUUGCCAAGGUUUCAAAGAACGCCGACUAUGUCGAGAAGGAGUUGAACAGGCUCCAGGGAAUGAUCACCAAGAAUGGAUUGAUCCCAUCCAAGCGCGAUGACUUGACUAUCCGCCAGAACAUCCUCAAACAGUUCUACCUCAACGCCACCCCCGAGGUUGCCGAAGUUGUAACACCUGAGGAGGAAGCCGAGGUUCCCGUCAAGGACGAGUUGUAA